Molecule: messenger RNA, 619 nt
Organism: Chenopodium quinoa (quinoa)
Lineage: Eukaryota; Viridiplantae; Streptophyta; Magnoliopsida; Caryophyllales; Amaranthaceae
Product: tropomyosin-like
Exons: 3
Coding region: 41-619 (192 amino acids)
Source: RefSeq, a predicted model, not a curated record
UUCUCCCCGCUGGCCGGACGGGGCACAAUAUGCCCGGGCCAUGCUGAAAGCCGUCCCCAGGGACGAGAAGGAGGCGAUCCCUGGGAUCAACUCCUUUAAUGCCGACCGGGUGCUGGUCGACCUGGCCGACGCUAUGCUGCGCGUAGAGGGGCUCAAACGAGCUUAUACCCGCAAGUCUGAGGAGGUAAGGAGAAGCAAACGGGCUGUUGAUGACGCCCAUAAUGUUGCUGACUACUCUUUGUACAUGCAUGGCUUAGAAUCUAAAUCUAUACGCAUGGAACAGGCGGAGAAGACCAAAGCCCUCCAACAACAGAUUGAUCAGCUGAAAAACCAAGUUGACCAACUGCAGGCGUCCCUGGAUGAUGCCAAUAAAAAGUUGGAGGAACAGACAGAGCCCCUCCAACGGCUGAGCAAGGCGGAGACUGAAAAUGGCCGCCUUGCCAAAGAGAAUGAGCGCCUGCGCAAAGAGGCGGCUGCUGCCAAUGAGAACUUCAAGGUCACCUUGGAGUCGGAGCAGGAGAGGCUCAUUGAAGAGAAUGAGCAUGACUGUGCAAACCGGAUGCAACGGGCGUUUUCCCUCAUCCACCCGGAGGCGGACUUCAGCAUGUACAAUGCUUAG